UAUUAAACAAAGGUGUUCGUUGCACAACAGCUGAAAAACAAAGGAUGAUCAAUCAAUCCAAAGAUCGAGUGAGUGCUCACGAUUGUCACAGUGCUGUUCAAAAAUGAUAACGAUUGAUCAAUUCAGAGGAGAAUAAAAACACAACCAUUAGCAAUACUAGUCAAUAACAACAUCCAGAAUGAAUGUAAUUCUCAGUGUACUCUUAAUUUCUGCAACUGUUUCUUCCACUUAUCAAGAAACAAUCAAAGAAGAAUACACAAGGAAGCUACGUAAUGGCGAUUUUCAAAUUCUUCGUGCUUGGAAUGAAACACAUCUUCAAGAACUCACAGAUGAUGGGGGUGAGAUAAUAGCUGUCAUUGAUGAGUUUGGCGAUAAAAUAAUUUCACAUAUACAGAAACUUAUUAUGCGAAAUGGUCUGGAUCCUGUGGAGCUACCAUGUGAAUCUUUGAAAUUGAUACCAUGGGGGAAUAUGGCAUUAUCUGAUGGUUGGUUACAAAAUUUAUCAACAUUAUCAAGAAACACCGAUAUAAAAGUCAUAUAUCGAUCUUCUAGGAGGUCAUUAGAGUUACAAGUACCAGUUAAAUUUGACGCCCUGAAGUUUACUUAUGAUUACAAUACACAUGUUUUUCCGCUAUCUAUAUCGGGUGGAGUAGAAGGACAACUGAAUGAUGUGAAAAUCAAUAUUAUUCUUAGUUUCGAUUUCAAAGGAUUCAAGGCCCAUCUGGACGAUUUCGACAUCAGGAAUUCGGGGAGUAUUUCUAUUCGAUUUACUGGCCACGGUUUGAUUGAUUGGAUCACAAAUGCAAUGACCUCAGUAUUGACUCUGUUUCUGAAACCCGUCAUUCUGAAUAUUGUCGAUUGGUUGUUGAAGGAUUCCUUGGAUUCUAUAGUAGACUUUGUCAACAAAGCAAUAGAAUGCGCCAGGCAUUCAAAUCAGUGUUGACCUUAAUCAAACUAUAAAAACUAUUGUUUAUUUUAUUUCAAUACGAUGUCAUUAUUCAAUAAACAACUAUUUAUAUUGUU
Leptinotarsa decemlineata (Colorado potato beetle) is the source of this 1023-nucleotide messenger RNA. RefSeq lists its product as uncharacterized. The record is from RefSeq and is a predicted model, not a curated record. NCBI's taxonomy places the organism in Eukaryota, Metazoa, Arthropoda, Insecta, Coleoptera, Chrysomelidae.